AUACACAAAAUGGCCAUUAUUCAUUAGACCAUAUAACAAGUAGACAGUAAUAAUUCGCGGUUUACAUUUUUUAGUGCUAUAAUACAAGCUAUUUAAUACAAAGAAAUAAUUUAAUCGUACUUUUAUUUACACGUACAUUAUAGAUAAUUUUAAAUAUGUCUGGAAUCGCCGCUCAAAGACUUGCUGAAGAAAGAAAAGCAUGGAGAAAAGAUCACCCAUUUGGAUUCGUAGCUCGUCCAUCAAAAAAUCCAGAUGGUUCGGUAAAUUUAAUGAACUGGGAAUGUGUGAUACCUGGCAAAAAAGGGACCCCAUGGGAAAAUGGAAAUUAUAAACUGCGUAUGAUUUUUAAAGAUGAUUAUCCAACAAGUCCACCAAAAUGUAAAUUUGAACCACCACUAUUUCAUCCAAACGUAUAUCCCUCGGGUACAGUAUGUUUAUCAUUAUUAGAUGAGGAUAAAGACUGGCGUCCAGCAAUUACUGUUAAGCAAAUAUUACUGGGAAUACAAGACUUAUUAAAUGAACCCAAUGUACGUGAUCCCGCUCAGGCUGAAGCUUAUACAAUUUAUUGUCAAAAUCGAUUAGAAUAUGAAAAACGAGUACGGGCACAAGCGCGCGCUAUGGCACACGAAUAGCCAACGAUUCAUUGCAUCAUUCCUUGAUUAUAUUAUAACGUCAUUAAAGGUAUUUCCAGUAUUUUAAAAUUACAUUCGUUGCAUAAAACAAGACAAAUGUUCUUGGCUAGAAUGUAAUUUUUAUUUAAAAUGUCAAGUGAACAACAAAAAACUGCAUAAUAAUUUUGUUUUUAUAA
Chrysoperla carnea is the source of this 808-nucleotide messenger RNA. It is a transcript of the gene lwr, whose product is annotated as SUMO-conjugating enzyme UBC9-B. The record is from RefSeq and is a predicted model, not a curated record. Gene Ontology annotation, biological process: protein sumoylation. NCBI's taxonomy places the organism in Eukaryota, Metazoa, Arthropoda, Insecta, Neuroptera, Chrysopidae. The transcript has 4 exons. Gene Ontology annotation, cellular component: nucleus. Gene Ontology annotation, molecular function: SUMO conjugating enzyme activity. The coding region runs from base 156 to 632 and encodes 158 amino acids.